Molecule: messenger RNA, 2078 nt
Organism: Homalodisca vitripennis (glassy-winged sharpshooter)
Lineage: Eukaryota; Metazoa; Arthropoda; Insecta; Hemiptera; Cicadellidae
Product: WD repeat-containing protein 43
Exons: 10
Coding region: 142-1926 (594 amino acids)
Biological process (GO): maturation of SSU-rRNA from tricistronic rRNA transcript (SSU-rRNA, 5.8S rRNA, LSU-rRNA)
Cellular component (GO): nucleolus
Molecular function (GO): protein binding
Source: RefSeq, a predicted model, not a curated record
AACUGCUUCCAUCCAUGUUGAAAACGAGCAUGUGGGAAACUAUACAUAACCACAAAUAGUUGUGUUUAACUUUUAGUUAGUGUUGAUAAACUUAAUUUUGCAAAUUGCUUGUUUUUUAACAUUCCCUGAUUUUAACAAAUUAUGGUCUUAGAAUACUCAUCUUUUUCGACUUGUGGACAUUUUUAUGCUCAUUGUGGGAGUGAUAGUAAAUUGAAAAUAUGGGAAACUGGAACGGGAAAUUUAAAGCAAGAGUAUACACCGAAUUUACAUCUUACUUCACCUUACACUUGCUUGACAUGGAUAUCAUCUCUUAAUGUUGCUACGCACCCAAAGAAGAAGAGAAAGUCAGAUGGUGAAGGGGGAUUGCCGUUGCUGGUACUAGGCACGCAGGCCGGUGCGGUGGUGGUGUACAGUGUCGCGGAAGGUGGCAUCGUGAGCAGUCUGAACGAUGGACACAAGUCUGCCGUACAGUGCCUCGCGUGGGAGAGUGGUGCUGACCUCUUUACAUGUUCUACAGACAACUUUGUACAUUGGGACGUCAAAAACAAGACUGUCAGGAGAAAGUGGAGGAACGGAGAAGCCUGCUCAGCAAUGGCAGUAUCGCCGGACGGAGAAAUGCUGAUAACAGCUUCUCGGAGCAUCAAGUGGUGGAGUGUGGAGAAGAGGACGGUUAUCAGGACAUUCACAGGUCAUGCGACACCUGUUAUCAGAUUGGCCUUCUUGACUUCCUUGUCAGGGGAUAACUAUGUUAUAAGUGCUGCGCAAAAAGAUCGACUUGUAAAUGCCUGGUCUUUAAAUGAAAAUGCAGACAACAACGCGGUAUCUUCAUUUCUGCUUAGUGACCUAGUCCAGAAUGUAUCAGUAAAUGUUUCAAAGGAUGGAGUGACCAAUCUUGUUGUCGUGACACAAAGUGGAACCUUACACCUGUUUUCCCAUCAGCUGAACGGCAAAUGUGGAAAGCCGUUAAAACCGACGUUGACGGUGAUGGUGGCGUUCGACACGGGACAAAGCAAGACUAGAGUACCUCCACUGACCAUCCUCGGAGCUCAUCUCUACUCCCAGCUGAGAGCUCUCAUAGUGUACGGGCAGUCACCCUUCCUGGCUUUUGAGAGCAUUAAAUUGGAACACACCAGCAAUGAACUGUGUUUGGUGCGUAAGGAUCCCAAAAAAAGCACAUCAUCUGUCCAACAAGAAGUCGCAAACAAGGUAAGAGCGCCCGAGGUCAGCAAGGAUGUGCAGUAUCUCACCGGGACAGUUGUGAACGGCUCAUUGGCUCCCAAGCGAGGCCGAGGCAAGGAGAGUGAAGUCCCGAUGGAGGAACGUUUGGAAAACCUUGCACUCAACCAGCCAUCGUCGUCCUCUACGCAGCCCAAAACUGAAGGAAUGGCUCAUCUUUUAAUACAGGGGCUCCAAAGCAAAGACAAGUCAUUGCUGCAGAAUGUGCUGUUCCGCAGAGAUGAGGCAGCUAUCACACAGACUGUACAGAGGUUACCUGUACAGGUUAUCGGACUACUGGUGAAGGAGUUGUCUGUACUUCUGCAAGGCAAGACAUUCACGAACCAGGUGGCAGCGGUAUGGCUGAAGGCAUUGCUCGCCACACACUCGGGCCAGCUGUUGGCAGAUCCGAGUGCGACGGCAGCGUUCUCUCCGCUCCUGGGUCUGGUGGAGACCCGAGUCAACUGUCUGGCACCUCUGGGCAGGCUCAGGGGCCGACUGGACCUCAUGUUACACCAGGUGUCUGGCAGUGAGCGACAGUCUGGGCUCGUGGACACUCAGGCUCUAGUCGUGCAUCAGGACGGAGAUUCCACUGAAGAAGGCAGUGACACGUCGGGAAGUGAAGCUGAAGAUGAUGAAUCAGGAGCUAGGCUCAGGAAGUCUCUUACUUGUGAAGUCUGUUACAGGAAGAAUGCGUGUACUCCUAGUUAGUUGGUCACACUGGACCGUUGAUGUGCUCUAGUAUAACUAACACCACUAAUUCAGUGAAUGUUCUGCAGAUUCCACUGAAGAAGGCAGUGACACGUCGGGAAGUGAAGCUGAAGAUGAUGAAUCAGGAGCUAGGCUCAGGAAGUCUCUUACUU